Molecule: messenger RNA, 2512 nt
Organism: Gasterosteus aculeatus aculeatus (three-spined stickleback)
Lineage: Eukaryota; Metazoa; Chordata; Actinopteri; Perciformes; Gasterosteidae
Product: peripherin-2
Biological process (GO): visual perception
Cellular component (GO): plasma membrane
Source: RefSeq, a predicted model, not a curated record
UCGACUUUGGCCAGUCUCCGUGUCCUCCAACCAUGGGAGCAGUGGUUUAGGGGGUCUACGCACAGACCAAGAGGGGAGCCAUCAGAAGACAUCAUCGCGUCAAAGGGACGGAAUCCCUUUAAAAGGGGGGGGGGGGCGAGGCCGCUCUGAGACCGAUCAACGAAGGGGAAACCAUCGUUUCUGGAAAAAGGAGUACUUCUCAUCUUCCAUAUUUCAUUAUUUGACUAUUAUUUGACAUUUCUCAUGGUUUGCGGCACUGGUUUGGAAUGUAAAAUAUUUUUUGGGGACUACUCGGGCAUCCAAGUGAAAGCUUUUGGAUUAUCCUCUGAGGUCCACCGUGUCCUUCACCAUCUGAGGGAUCUACCUACUUAUCCCCUCCACCUGGAACAACUUAGAUGAGCUCAACCUGCUAAUAACUCACCGAACAACAAGCGCAAGGCCUGCAGAGACCACUGUGUGUGACCACUGAAACCCCCGGUGGUUUGGUCUCUUUAGAUGCAACUGGCCGCCUCUGGAUUAACACUCAUUUCUUUAACCCCAACGGACUGAACUCUUCUUCUCCUCCGUCUCGGUGGUAGCGAGCCAUGCUGCUGAAGAUAAAGUUCAGCCUGCAGCGGCGGGUGCACGUGGCCCAGGGCCUGUGGCUGCUGUCCUGGAUGGCAGUGAUAUGGGGGGGCGUCAUCUUUUGUCUGGGGGUUUACCUUAAGACUGAGCUGCUCCGCAGGGCCGAGGUGAUGGACAACACGGAGAUCCACGUGGUGCCCGACAUCCUGAUGCUGGUGGGCCUGGCCUCCAUCGGCACCAACUGGUUGGCCAGUCGUGCGUGUCAGGACUCGUUGGACCCGAGUCGCUUCCCCCGCUGGAGAGUUCCCCUGCUGGUUUGGUUUUCUGUGGCCGCAGUGCUGUGUUGUCUGCUCAUCGCCGUUUUUGUGCUCAGCUACGCCCUGCAGGGAAGCCUGGAGGAGUCGCUGAAGGUCGGCCUGAGGAACGGCAUUCGCUUCUACAAGGACACAGACGUGCCGGGCCGCUGUUUCCAGAAAGAGACCAUCGAUCGUCUGCAGAUGGAGUUUCGCUGUUGCGGAAACAACAACUUCAAGGAUUGGUUUGAAGUCCAGUGGGUCAGCAACAGAUAUUUAGACUUCACCUCCAAGGACGUCAAGGACCGCAUUCGGAGCAACGUGGACGGCCGUUACCUGUUGGACGGCGUUCCCUUCAGCUGCUGUAACCCCACCUCCCCUCGCCCCUGCAUGCGCUACCACCUGACGGAUAACCACGCCCACUUCAACUACGACUACCAAUCAGAGGAGCUCAACCUGUACGGCCUCGGGUGCAGGCAGGCGCUGACCGACUACUACAUGGAGCUGAUGAACUCCACCGGCCCCGCCGUGCUGUCGGUCAUCUUGGUGCAGAUUUCAGUGCUCGUGAGCCUGAGGUACCUGCAGACGGCUGUGGAGGCCGCCAUGGCUCUGGAGGACCCAGCGGGCGACAGCGACGGUUAUCUCCUGGAGAAGAGUGUGAAGGAAACCAUCGAAGACCUCAAAGCCCAGGCCCUGACCAUGCUGAAGUUUGGGCAGGUCGACCCCGAUGACGCCGAGGGGUCGCCUGAGGCUGCGGACGUCGAGAAAGAUGAGAAGGAUGCGGCCCCUACAGCUGGCAGUUAGGAGGGAAACGAACGUUCAGCUGGGGGGGGGAAGGACGGACGGUUUCUUGGUAGAGUGAUCUUACGGGUAAAACACCUUCGCCGCGGCCGAAACGAGGCAAUAUAUAUGGAAUCGUAUCAGGCUGCGCACAGACCUCAGAACCGCUCCUCUGUGAAGGACCCGACGAAUGUGUAACCAUCACAGAAUGUGGCGAGGAGACGUGUAGUGCUUUUUGUUGUAACUAGAAGAGAGUGCAUUAACUUUUCAAGGGGUGUAGAGCUCACACACAUACACACACACACACACACACACACACACACACACACAUUUAACAACUUCUGAGAUGUGGCUCAAAGCUGGAAAAGCUGGAGUUCAUUCUAAAAGCACUAUAAUAUUCAUCUCACGGCUGUAGAGUUUGUGCUAAACUGCAAUGAAAUGCUUGAGAACCUGUUAAAAUGGCACAUGAAUUAUAUAUUAAAGGUAGACAUUUUUGACUGCUUUGCAGCGUGGGCUUCCGUUUGUACAAUAAUUUAUACAAAGCGUGCAGCGAAUGUCUGUGUGUGUGUCGGUUAUCUGAGUUCAGUUAGGAGAGCCGGAUUAACAUGUGGUGUCCUAAAUGAAGCUGUCAUCUCGUCUAUUCUGGCAGCUCGGAAACAAUCUCAUAAUCCUGAUGUGGUUAAACCCAGAGCUGCUGCACAAGCAGUAUCGACACACGCGCUGUCACAGAGGGACGCAAGAAGCGAAAGGAUGCAACAUGUUGCAAGUUAUUUCACAAAGAAAAACAUUUUUGUUGUUGUUGAGAAUACAGCAUUGUAAUCAGUCUUAGCUUUCUACUGUGUGCUCAUUGUUCCUAAUUAAAACAGAAUAAUCUC